Hordeum vulgare subsp. vulgare (domesticated barley) is the source of this 2191-nucleotide messenger RNA. RefSeq names its product glucan endo-1,3-beta-glucosidase 4-like. Lineage: Eukaryota; Viridiplantae; Streptophyta; Magnoliopsida; Poales; Poaceae. The record is from RefSeq and is a predicted model, not a curated record. Gene Ontology annotation, molecular function: hydrolase activity, hydrolyzing O-glycosyl compounds. Gene Ontology annotation, cellular component: plasma membrane. Gene Ontology annotation, biological process: carbohydrate metabolic process. The transcript is spliced from 5 exons. The coding region runs from base 501 to 1991 and encodes 496 amino acids.
CACACACUAGUGUAAACACGGCAGUGAGUCCACCCCAAAAAAAAGUAAGCCGGCCCAGUCUCUUGCUCUGCGGUGAGGACGAACUUGCAUAUGCUGCGACGGAUGGGCAUGGGCUGGGAGUAAUGAAUUGCAGAGCUUCUACCUCGAGAACGAGUGUCACGCGGGGGCGGAAAAUGGCAGGGUGGUAGAGAGAGAGAGAGCGGGAUUCUUGCGGGGGCCUCGACGGCGCAACGCCUCCCGAUCUCCUCCGCCGCCUAGCGGCCGACAGCGGCGCCUCCGCCUCCCUCCGGUGAAGCUCCCCCGAGUGCUACGCCUCCAAGUCCCUCUGCCCUCCGGCGACGGCCGACGGCCCGGCGGUCGUCCUCCUUGCCCCGAGCUCCACCCCGCUCGAAGCUCCCGCCCCCUCCGGCGACGGCGACGGCCCCGGCGGUCGUCUUCCUCCUCCGUCGACCAGCUUCGAUCAAGAGUUUGUAAGAAGCUCCUGAAUUAUAACUGAUCAGAUGCUUGGGCGCAACAAUAUGUCGCCCAACAGACUAGAAGCCGUGUUGAUGCUGUUGAUGUUCAUGGUUUACAAUACUUCAGGAGCAUUUGUUGGUAUCAACAUUGGCACCAGGGUGUCAGACCUGACAUCACCAUCAGACAUAGUCUCCAUCCUUAAAGCCAAGAAGAUUCAACAUGUUCGCUUGGUUGAUUCAAACCAUGAGAUGCUAGUCGCCCUUGCGAAUACUGGAAUUGAAGUGAUGGUUGGGGUGCCAAAUAAUCAUCUGCUCCGUGUGGGGCAAUCUCGUUCGACAGCUGCUGAUUGGAUUAACAAGAAUGUUGCUGCCUACAUUCCAGCAACAAACAUCACUUACAUUGCCGUGGGUGAUGAGAUUCUUACUACUGUCCCAAAUGCAGCUCUUGUUCUAGUACCUGCACUGCAAUUCCUCCAAUCAGCACUGUUGGCUGCAAACCUCAAUACCCAGGUGAAAAUAUCAAGUCCUCAUUCAAUGGAUAUGAUCUCUAAGGCAUUUCCCCCCUCUACUGCCACUUUCAACUCGACAUGGAACUUAACAAUGUCCCAGUAUCUUGAGUUUCUGAGGACUACAGGAUCCUCCUUCAUGCUGAAUGCUCAACCGUACUAUGGUUAUGUGAAAGGGCAAGGUGUAUUCCCUUUACAGUAUGCCCUGUUUCGGUCACUCAAUCCCAACAGUCAGAUUGCAGAUCCCAACACUAAUUUGUUCUAUACCAAUAUGUUUGAUGCUAUGGUUGAUGCCACAUACAACUCAAUGAAAGCAAUGAAUUUCACCAAUAUUCCUGUUAUGGUCACAGCAUCUGGUUGGCCAUGGCAUAGUGCACGAAAUGAGCCGGCUGCUGAUGUUGAUAAUGCUCUGGCCUAUAAUACAAAUCUCAUACGCCAUGUACUAAAUAACUCUGGUACCCCUAGCCAGCCAAAUAAUCAAGUAAGCACAUACCUGUUUGAGUUGUUCAACGAGGAUCUUCGGUCAGGAUCUGUUUCGGGGGAAAGUUGGGGGAUUAUGUUUAGCAAUGCAAGUGCAGUAUACUCCCUGGCAUUUGAAGAUGUGGCUACAACUAGUACUGAUUCACCGGCUUUGCACGGGAUGUUUUGUGUGGCAAAUUCAAGUGCACCCCAUAGUGCAUUGAAGCAAAGUUUGGAUUGGGCAUGUGGCCCUGGUUCUGCAAACUGCAGCGCAAUUCAACCUGGGCAGCCGUGCUACAAACCAGAUGACAUUGUAGCUGUUGCUUCGUAUGCCUUCAACGAUUAUUAUCAUAGAACACAAGCAAGUGGCGGAACAUGCAACUUUAAUAGCACAGCAACGAUAUCAUCUACGGAUCCAAGCCAUGGUUCAUGUAAAUUCGCAGGAAGCACCGGUGCCAAUGGCAGUACGGCUUCUGGACCUGUGAGCCAAGAUAGUUCUGCUUCACAGUCUCAAUCUUUCUGGUUGACUUGGCUAAUCGCCAUGCUGCUGCCCGUUCUACUUCUCAUGUAAACAUUGUAACCGAACGUUGUAUUUUGGAUGAGAUGUGUGGAAUUUGUUGCGCCUCUUGUCCUUAGAUAGAAAGGGCGUCCUAUCUGUCUCACUUUAUUGAGGUAGAUGACAUGUAUCGCUCAGUUUUAGUUGUCCUAGAGAAUGAACAUGCAAGGUGCACUAAAUUUUGAAUGUCAAGCUGGGAGACUUCAAUUGUCCUA